Acromyrmex echinatior (Panamanian leafcutter ant) is the source of this 1087-nucleotide messenger RNA. RefSeq lists its product as uncharacterized. The record is from RefSeq and is a predicted model, not a curated record. Gene Ontology annotation, biological process: regulation of transcription by RNA polymerase II. Gene Ontology annotation, molecular function: DNA-binding transcription factor activity, RNA polymerase II-specific. Gene Ontology annotation, cellular component: nucleus. Lineage: Eukaryota; Metazoa; Arthropoda; Insecta; Hymenoptera; Formicidae.
GUCUUGUCAGUCGCGAUAGGUAUUUCAUAUAGAAUGUAUCGUGCUACGAAGAUUACACGAAUCAGUGGAAUGUGUCCAAAGUGUUAAAUAACAUUUUUAAUUAUAAUAACGAGAAACUUUUUGUCAUUCUAUCUUCGCUUAUUCUAAAUACAAUACAAAUAUGAGAAUUAAAACAGUUCCAAGACAUAGAAUGCUCCAAAGCAGUAUUAAGAUUGCAUCUGCAUCAAGAAGUUCUUCAGAGGAGAGUGACGCGGAUAUUGAAAAAGAUUAUGAUUCUAUAGGUGCAAUAAAUGUUCAAGAUUCAUGUCAGGAAUACGCGUUACCUUCAAAGAUUCUUAUUCCAAUUACGACGUUUACUAGUUCGAACAACGGAAUGACCUUCUCUUCAUCCACCAGCACGUUACCAUCGUUGAUUAACAACAAUAACGUGGAAGUUAUGAAUCUAUCAACAAAGGAUAAUCCUUCCAAUCAUACUGACGACAUCACGACAGAUACCUCCGCCGAGCCAGAGGACAAAUUAAAGGAUUCCUUCUUGUAUAAGAUCAUGACCGAUCCAAACUUUGUGAAGAAUAUACAAAGGAACAAACAAAAGAAAUUUGUUUGCAUUUUUUGCAAGGAGGAAUUCGUGACGUGUGAAGAAUUGACAAAUCAUAUGGAGGCGAGAAAGAACGAAAGUAAUCAAAUAGUCUGCUGCGCCUGCAAAAAAAUAUUCGCUGAGGAGAGAUACUUGAAGUACCAUCAGAGAUGUCACUCCGACAGGACUAAGUUCACCUGUGACAUUUGUACCAGGAAGUACACGAGGCUGGACAACCUGGCGAGGCACAAUGUUCUCCACGUGAACCCCGACAAGUUCUGCUGCUCGAUCUGCAACAAGACGUUUACGCGAAAUCAUCAAAAAAGUCAUCGCGAGGUAUCGAACGCUUCGAAUAUACUUGUUCACAAGUCUGAGAGUUCAGUUUCUUCUAAGAAUUCAAUCUGCAAAACUGAGAAUUUGGUUUCUGCCAAGAAUAAAGUUUACGAAGCUUAUGAUUUAACUUCGGGCGAGAGUUUAGUUUGCAAAACCGAUGAUGUAACUCACAGAAUUUAG